ACAUUUCUGUUGUUUCAGAAUGCCUGAGCCAGCCAAGUCCGCUCCUGCCCCGAAGAAGGGCUCCAAGAAGGCGGUGACCAAGGCGCAGAAGAAGGACGGCAAGAAGCGCAAGCGCAGCCGCAAGGAGAGCUACUCGGUGUACGUGUACAAGGUGCUGAAGCAGGUGCACCCGGACACGGGCAUCUCGUCCAAGGCCAUGGGCAUCAUGAACUCGUUCGUCAACGACAUCUUCGAGCGCAUCGCGGGCGAGGCGUCGCGCCUGGCGCACUACAACAAGCGCUCGACCAUCACGUCCCGGGAGAUCCAGACGGCCGUGCGCCUGCUGCUGCCCGGCGAGCUGGCCAAGCACGCCGUGUCCGAGGGCACCAAGGCCGUCACCAAGUACACCAGCUCCAAGUAGAUUCUGCACGUAAGCGUCUUUAUACCUAACCCCAAAGGCUCUUUUCAGAGCCACCCACAUUUUCAGAAACGGAGCUUUGUAAACACUGUCGACCCUAACCUGGUAGGAGCAUCUUGGGUUGUAAAAUAGUAGACGACGGUGUGUUCGUGGGCGGCCUGUUUAAGCAAGUUAGAAUUUACUUGCAGUGAAAGGCUAACAUUCUCAGCAUAAGGUUAAAACUGCUUUGCAGUCCGUUAAGUGUUUGGGCAAACUAUGUGAUCCAAGGAAAG
Ochotona curzoniae (black-lipped pika) is the source of this 669-nucleotide messenger RNA. Its product is annotated as histone H2B type 1-C/E/F/G/I. Gene Ontology annotation, cellular component: nucleosome. The coding region runs from base 20 to 400 and encodes 126 amino acids. The record is from RefSeq and is a predicted model, not a curated record. NCBI's taxonomy places the organism in Eukaryota, Metazoa, Chordata, Mammalia, Lagomorpha, Ochotonidae. The transcript has 2 exons. Gene Ontology annotation, molecular function: protein heterodimerization activity; DNA binding; structural constituent of chromatin.